AUGGGCCAUAUCAUCAACACCGUCGCGAGCGUCGCGGCUUUGACCGCGCUCUUCAUCCCCGAAGUAGCUGCUCAGUCAUGCCCGGGCGUCAACAGUCGCUUCCAGCCCCGUAUGGGUUCUGGGUACCGGUUCAGCUUGCUUGCUACCGGGCUCCGCCAGCCCAGACACAUAACCAUCGAUAGCGCCGGUAACCUCCUUGUCGCUGAGGGUGGUUCUCAGUCAGUCAGACGCUUGGUCCUUCAGGAUCAGGGCAACAUCGUUUGUGUUCAGUCCAACACCCAGCUCAGCGGUACCAACACCAACCAUGGUAUUGCUCUUUCUGCUGAUGGCAGGACACUCUUCACGUCCAACUUGGCCUCGGUGAACGCCUACUCCUAUGACCCGGCCACAGGACAGGUUGGCUCCGGACGCCAGAUUGUAAACGGAAUGUCCAACACGGGCACUCACCCGACCAGAGCCAUUGCUACCUCCAAGUGGUCUCCAGACACCAUUCUCGUGGCGCGUGGUUCUCAAAACAACAUUGAUACCACGACCACUCAGACUUCCUCUGGUCGUUCGAUGAUCAAGACCUUCUCCAUCUCGGCUGGCACGCAGUCAACCAUCAACUACAACACGGGCGGCGAGGUCCUUGGCUGGGGUCUCCGCAAUAUCGUCGGCUUGACCGAGGACCCUGCCUACGGCGGCAUCUGGUCUGUCGAGAACCAGAUGGACGACCUCCGACUCAACGGUCGUGACAUCCACAACAACAACCCAGCUGAGCGCCUCAGCUACCACGGCGUUCUCAACGCCACCACCAACCGAUACAAGGGUCUCAACUACGGGUACCCCUCUUGCGUCCCGGCAUGGGACCCCCAAAACGUCGGCAUCAACGGUCUGGUGGUGGGCUCCCUCUUCAAGCCCGACUCUGUCCCCAACGCCAACGACUGUGCCAACCGCAUGACGGGCCGCCUCCAUUUCCACGCUCACACUGCUCCUCUUGAUGUCAAGUUCACCGCCAACGGAACUGCCGCAUACAUUGCGUUCCACGGCAGCUGGAACCGCAACCCUGCUGAUGGGUACCGUGUCAUGAGGGUGGACUUCCGGAACGGCGAUCCAGUGGCCGACGUCAGCUCGACGACGGCGCAGAUUCCGGUCAUGGAGAACAGCAAUGUCGGCGGCUGCCCCAACAACUGCUUCCGUCCGGUCGGUCUGGCGUUUGAUGCCAAGGGUCGCUUGUAUGUGUCGAGCGACACGACCGGUGAGAUUUAUGUCAUCUAUGGCGCUUGA
Molecule: messenger RNA, 1266 nt
Organism: Podospora anserina S mat+
Lineage: Eukaryota; Fungi; Ascomycota; Sordariomycetes; Sordariales; Podosporaceae
Exons: 2
Coding region: 1-1266 (421 amino acids)
Source: RefSeq, a predicted model, not a curated record